GGGGGGACGAGCCGAGCCGGAGAAGAGAGAUCAUGGCGGCACCUCUCGGACGGGACACCCUACCUGACCACUGGUCGUAUGGAGUUUGUAGAGACGGCCGGGUCUUCUUUAUAAAUGAUAAAACUCACAGCACUACUUGGCUACAUCCACGCACUGGUGAACCUGUUAACUCGGGACACAUGAUACGGUCAGAUUUGCCAAGAGGAUGGGAAGAGGGUUUCACGGACGAAGGAGCCAGCUACUUCAUCAACCACAACCUGAGGGCUACAUCUUUUCGGCACCCUGUGACCGGACAGAUAUCCCCUGAAAACACAGAAUACACACUUCAAGACAGGAUAGAAGCCCGUAUGUCCAAGUCAGCGGCCGAUCAGAGAUCCCCGAGCAUGGUCACAGAGUCCUCCAAGGCUUUGACCUCAGCAGCAGUGGAUGCCACCUCAGUGUCAAAGGGCACCAGAGGUACAGGAAAAGUGCACAGCUUUGGCAAGAGGGAUCAUGCUAUUAAAAGAAACCUCAACAUCCCAGUGGUGGUGAGAGGCUGGCUCUAUAAACAGGACAGCUCUGGAAUGCGACUGUGGAAAAGGAAGUGGUUUGUUCUGUCAGACUACUGCUUGUUUUACUACAAAGACAGCCGAGAGGAGACAGUGCUCGGUAGCAUCCCUCUGCCCAGUUAUGUCAUUGCACCAGUUGAGCCUGAUGACCACAUAAACCGCAAAUACGCUUUCAAGGCGAGCCAUACAGGAAUGCGCUCCUACAUUUACAAUAAGAACUCUGUGAUUGGCUCACAGGCAGAACACUGCGGGAUGCGGACUUAUUUCUUCAGUGCCGACACACAGGAGGACAUGAAUGGCUGGAUCCGAGCCAUGAACCAGGCUGCGCUGAUGCAGCAGAGUCACACUAUAAAGAGAGAGGUGGGGAAUCCAAAGAAGGUUGUGCAGCAGGCUGUCCCACAGACCAACCAUGUCCCCAUCAACCAGAACUCAUCUCAGUCAGAAAGUCUUCGCAGGACAGAACCGGAGAACGGUAUCCAACUGGCUCAUGGAGACGAGGUGAGGUAUGGAAUAGAGAUCCAAAGGAGGCCCAGCCAGUCAGUCGCAGAGGAAAGAGUAGAGAGACUCUCUCCAGACUCUGCCGAUGGUGCCGCUCACAAGAACGGACAGCAAACUGUAAUACAAGUGACUCUGCCACCAGAACAGAAUGGAAAUGUUGUGUAUCAGAGGGGCUUUGUUUCGUGCGGAAACACUGAAAAAAAUGUGCAGAGGAAGAAUACGCUGGCUCAAGUGGAGCAGUGGGUCAAAGUUCACAAAGGGGAUCCACCAAAGAGUGCUCCCUCUGCUGAGUGCAACCUCCCUCGGCGGACUCCUCCAUUAAAGCCUAAAGCCAGCGCAGUGGAUGCCACCCAUCAGUCGUUGCCAAAGUCUCCCCGUCUCCCGUCUGGCAGCCACUCUCCUCCAGCAACAUGCAACAUGCCCAGCGACUACAAAUACGCCCACGACCGGCUCAGCCACUUCCGCAUGUCCACCGACGAGCGCAUGGCCACCAAGGAGGGGAUGGUUUGGCAGCUGUACGAGUGGCAGCAGCGGCAGCAGUUCCGUCACGGCAGCCCCACAGCUCCUAUCUACACCGGCCCUAACUUCACAGACUCUUCAUCUUUUAGAGUUACUGUGGAGAUGCCACGUUCCCUCUCUGUCCCUCCGUCCCCCUGUGAAGUCCCACCGUCAGUCCCUUCCUCCUUCAAACCCCUGUCCCCUCGCAGGCCCAACACUCCUUCAGACAGACGCACAGUCAGGCCCCUGGAUGAAGUGGCAACCGGGGACAGCACAAGAUCCAGCUCCCCCGGCCAUAUUUGUGCCCAUCUUUCUCAGACUUCCCAAAUAGAGAGAAGGUCCAUGCCAGCCAUGGGCUACAUCACACACACUGUCAGUGCACCCAGUUUGCAUGGCAAAACGCCAGAGGAGCUGACUCUGCUCCUCAUUCAGCUUCGGAGGCACCAGGCCAAGAUGGCUGGUGUGCAUAGCCCCAGUGAUGCAUUCGCUCACCUGCAGCACCACCAGCACAACGGCCUUCUAGGCCCCAGCAUGCAGGCUGAUGAUACUUACAUACAACUGAAGAAGGACCUGGAGUAUCUAGAUCUGAAGGUGGGCCCCAACAAAGUUACUGGACGUGAGAGUUUAAAAACAGAAAGACCAUCAAGACCUGUGAAAAUAGCAGAAAGUGAUGCCGAUGUGAAAUUAAGUCAACUGUGUGAACAAGACAAGAUUCUACAGGAGCUCGAGGCCACGAUACGCACUUUGAAAGAAGACAAGGACAAGCUGGAGUCAGUGCUGGAUGUUUCCCACCAGCAGAUGGAGCAGUACAGAGAUCAGCCGGCCCAUGCGGAGAAGAUUGCCUAUCAGCAGAAAUUACUACAAGAGGAUGUGGUGCACAUCAGGGCUGAAAUAUCUCAAGUCUCCACAGAGAUGGAGAACGCGUGGAAUGAGUACAGCCGGCUGGAGAGAGAUGUGGACUGGCUGAAGUCAGCCCUGCAGGGACAGAUGAACCGCAGCGAUCUCUCUCAGCAAGAGAGAGUCCAGAUCAGAAAAGAGCUGUGGAGGAUUGAGGAUGUUAUCGCAGGCCUCAGCACCAGUAAAGCCAACUACAAAGUCACUAUCUCCUCAGUUACCAACCCAGAGAGGAAAUUUGUGCCUUCAGUGUCGGCGUCAUCAGUGCCUUCUGUGUCUGGGAGCCCGUCUGCUAUGGAGAUGAGAUUGUCCCAGCAGCAGCAGCAGCAGCACAGCCCCCACCUCAGCCCCAGUAGCCACACCCCAACCCUUUCGUCCAGCCCCAGCCAGCAGCCCUUACACCACUGGGUGGACGCAACCAUCACCAGUGGGCUGAAAUGGUGUGAGGAUGAUGUGCCUCCCAGACCUCCUCUACCUCAGCUCUACAGUGCUGAUGAACAUCCCCCUGCUGUGCCCCCGUUGCCCCGGGAGACAACAGUCAUCAGACACACCUCUGUACGCGGCCUCAAACGACAGUCAGAUGAACGCAAAAGGGACAGAGAGAUUGGCCAGUACACUAAUGGAGACAGCAAGGUGGAACUUAGGCCUUUCCUGAGCGAUCCAGAGCUCAUGGGAGCUGGAGACGGCUCCAGCCACAUCAGUGUAGUGGCAUCUGGACAUGACGGUUACCAGACGUUACCUAGCAGAGGACCGGCUGGCUCCUCUCUUAGGCUAAAUCAGUCUUCGAGCAUCGCCUCAUAUGUGACCCUCCGAAGAGCAGCCUCAGCUGUCGGUGUGAAGGAGAGACCAAAAAGUGCCUUGGAGCGUCUAUACUCUGGGGACCCGGCACAGCAGCAGCAGCAGCAGCAGCAGAGGGGGAAGAUGAGUGCUGAUGAACAGCUGGAGAGGAUGAAGAGGCACCAGAAGGCCCUCGUCCGCCAGCGCAAACGCACCCUGAGCCACGGAGACCGCCACGCCUCUUCAUCCUCGCGCACCUCGCCCUCAUCCUCGCGCCCGCUUUCAGCAGACUUGGGAUCAUGGAAGAGAGAGCAGGAGUUUGACCUGCAGUUGCUCGAGAGGGCUGUUCAGGGGGAGGAGGCACGUGGAGUCAGGAGCGUCCAGGGGGAGGAAAGACCUCCCGAGCACACAGAGAGACCCCGCUCGCACUCGGAUGAAUGGCUGACCCUGCGCUCCACAGCCACAACUCCUCCUGCCCAUGAGGUCGACCUGGAACCACUAGACUAUGACCUGGACCUUAACAAAGAACUUUCCAAGCCUCAGAAAGUGUUGAUCCCGGAGCGCUAUGUGGAUUCAGAGCCCGAGGAGCCUCUCAGUCCGCAGGAGGUGGAGGAUCGUUAUCGUAAGGUGGAGCGCAUCAAGAGCAUCUUGGCAAAGUCCAGUGUGCAAAACCUAGCACCCACCGUGACUGUGGACAAGCCAGAGGUUGGGCUGGUGGCCCUCGACUCAGCGCUGCAGGAGCAGGAGAGGAUCAUCACCAUGUCCUACGCUCUCGCCUCGGAGGCGUCGCUCAAGAGCAAACUAGUCACAGUUCCACCACAGGCUAACAUCCCCACCCCUCCUCCCCCACCUCCUCUUCCGCCUCCUCCUCUUCCUCCAGUUUCUUUGGUUUAUUCUGUUCAUCAUUUUCCUCCUAUUCCUUCAGCUCCUCCUAUUCCUCCUAUUCUUCCUAUUCCUCCUAUCCCUUCAGUUCCUCCUGUUAUUUCUGUGUCUCUGGCGCCUCCCUCUCCUCUAAGCAACGGAAUUCACUACACGUUUGUCUAAUCCGAGAAAUAAACUCAAGCUAUUUCUGGACACUGAGGUGCUAUUCCACAAUGACACCGAACAUCUGCAAAGAAAAGAGGAUAGUUGGACAUUUAGCCCUUUCCAUAGAGCAGUACCUGAACUGUACUUUAACCUGCUCUCUGAGGCUCACGCAGCAAUGACUCGUUAAAGUUUUAUAGUUACUGAAAGCGACAGGAAAAUGGAAGACUUUGCAAUGGGAGCUGCUGUGCUUAUUAACUAUGGAAGUGUCUAACAAAUGUUAAUAUCCUAAUAAUAUUUUCUACAUGUUAUUGCACUUUGGAUUAUUCACUGUAUCAUGUUUUCAAGGUAUGACUGAAUUGCUUUUACCUGCAGUGUGAGCUCAUCUGGGAACUUGUUUUUGUUUGUUUGUUUUUGUCAGGUGCAGAAUGUUAAGAACAAGAGGUACUAAAUGUGUCAUGACGGUAGUAUUUUUGUCAAAACUCAGAUAAUAUUCUUACACCAAACCACUUGAAAUAUCAUAUGUAUGUACCUGUAGCACUGCCAGUCUCCUUUUAGCUUGCCAAAAUGAAUUUUAUUUUUGCUUACAUCAGGAUGAAAAUAACCUUUAACAUAUUUUCUGUGUGACUGGGAAAGGUUGCACAAUGGAAAUUUAUAAAAAUGUAAAUAUUAAAGAUAUUAA
This is a messenger RNA of Cottoperca gobio, 4920 nucleotides long. RefSeq names its product pleckstrin homology domain containing, family A member 7b (gene plekha7b). The coding region runs from base 33 to 4259 and encodes 1408 amino acids. The record is from RefSeq and is a predicted model, not a curated record. Gene Ontology annotation, molecular function: protein binding. Lineage: Eukaryota; Metazoa; Chordata; Actinopteri; Perciformes; Bovichtidae. The transcript is spliced from 29 exons.